Messenger RNA from Tupaia belangeri chinensis (Chinese tree shrew), 2136 nucleotides. It is a transcript of the gene HEPACAM2, whose product is annotated as HEPACAM family member 2. The record is from RefSeq and is a predicted model, not a curated record. Lineage: Eukaryota; Metazoa; Chordata; Mammalia; Scandentia; Tupaiidae. The coding region runs from base 95 to 1486 and encodes 463 amino acids. The transcript has 10 exons. Gene Ontology annotation, cellular component: Golgi apparatus; spindle; centrosome. Gene Ontology annotation, biological process: centrosome cycle.
GGGUCUGUUACCUCACUGCUUAUUUCCCUAGCAAAUAAACCAGCAGCUGCUGGUCCAUGAACCAAGUUGCCACCAAGAACAGGGUGCCGUAUGCAUGGGACACGAUGCUUUCAUGGAGCUCUUUGGCAGCAUGGUUGGGGUCUUUCAAGGAAAAAUCUACUUCCUCUUCUUAGCAGGUGUUUGCUCGGGGCUGAAGGUGACUGUACCAUCCCACACGGUCCAUGGCAUCAGGGGUCAGGCCCUCUACCUCCCCGUGCACUAUGGCUUCCACACUCCGGCGUCGGACAUCCAGAUCAUAUGGCUGUUUGAGAGACCCCACACAACACCCAAAUACUUACUGAGCUCUGUGAAUAAGUCUGUGGUUCCCGACAUGGAGUAUCGGCACAAGUUUACCAUGAUGCCACCCAAUGCGUCUUUACUCAUCAACCCACUGCAGUUCACUGAUGAAGGCAAUUACAUCGUGAAGGUCAACAUCCAGGGAAAUGGAACUCUAUCUGCUAGUCAGAAGAUACAAGUCACCGUAGAUGAUCCUGUCAUAAAGCCACUGGUGCAGACCCGUCCUGCCUCUGGGGCUAUAGAACAUGUGGGAAACAUGACGCUGAUGUGCCAGGUGGAAGGGGGCACCCGCCUGGUGUACCAGUGGCUGAAAAAUGGGAGACCUGUCUACACUAGCUCCACAUACUCCUUUUCUCCCCAAAACAACACUCUUCAUAUUGCUCCAGUGACCAAGGAAGACAUUGGGAAUUACAGCUGCCUGGUGAAAAACCCCAUCAGUGAGAUGGAAAGUGAUAUCAUUAUGCCUACCAUAUUUUAUGGACCUUAUGGACUUCAAGUUAAUUCUGAUAAAGGGCUAAAAGUAGGGGAAGUGUUUACUGUUGACCUUGGAGAAGCCAUCCUAUUUGAUUGUUCGGCUGAUUCUUAUCCCCCCAACACUUACUCCUGGAUCCGGAGGACUGACAAUACGACAUAUGUCAUUAAGCAUGGGCCUCGCUUAGAAGUUACAUCUGAGAAAGUUGCCCAGAAGACAGCUGACUACAUGUGCUGUGCUUACAACAACAUAACUGGAAGGCGAGAUGAAACUCGUUUCACAGUUAUCAUUACUUCUGUAGGACUGGAGAAGCUUGCACAAAAAGGAAAAUCAUUGUCCCCUUUAGCGAGUAUAACUGGAAUAUCACUAUUUUUAAUUAUGUCCAUGUGCCUUCUCUACCUAUGGAAAAAAUACCAACCUUGCAAAGUUUUUAAACAGAAGCUAGAAAACAGGCCAGAAACAGAAUACAGAAAAGCUCAAACAUUUUCAGGCCAUGAAGAUGCUCUGGAUGACUUCGGAAUAUAUGAAUUUGUUGCUUUUCCAGAAGCUUCUGGUGUUCCCAGGAUGCCUAGUAGGUCUCUCCCAGCCUCUGAUGGCAUAUCAGGGCAAGGUUUACACAGUACAAUUUAUGAAGUUAUUCAACACAUCCCUGCUCAACAGCAAGACCAUCCAGAGUGAGCUUUCAAGGGCAAAGCAGAGCAUUGGAAUGAAAAAAGGAAAUGAACAUUUUGGGGAAAAACAGUGGAAAUUUAUAUUCAUCCAGACUCAAUGGAAAAAUGAAGCCCAAUACCUCUUACUUAUUAUUUUGCAGAUAGAGGCAUUUAUUGGAAUACAGAUUUUCCAGCAUAUACAUAAUAUCGUAUGUAACAGAAGAACAGGAAUGUGAUGGGGAAAUAUUCCCCAGUGGACAGUCUUUAUUAUGCUGAUUGGGAGGAAGAAAAGGAUGGGCUUUCCAAGCACUCUUUUUUUAACGAAUUUCUUCCCAUUAGUUUCCAGUCUGUCCUUUCUCUUUCAUCAACAUCAGCCCUAUCCUAUCUCACCUACAAAGGUGGAAACUAUAUCUGUAAACUUCUCAACAGGCUUUGUUUUAUUAAAUUCUUAUCACUGUUAAGAUUGCUAAAUUUAUGUUUUUACUUUAUUCCCGAAUUUCUUUCUUGUUAUUUGUAGCACAAAGAAAUAAGAAUGCUUGUCACAAACGUGAGAAAUAUGCCUUCUCCUUGGUUGUAAACCGCCAAUGAUGUUUAUGAAAAUACUUGUGAAAUGCAUAAGGAAGUGGCUUAAUGAAGUCCUAUUUUUAUUUUGUUUAAGGAAAUAUGGACUCAAAUAAA